AUGCCAUACAACUGCUGCCUGCCCACCAUGAGCUGCCGCACCAGCUGCUCCUCCCGGCCCUGCGUGCCCCCCAGCUGCCACGGCUGUACCCUGCCAGGGGCCUGCAACAUUCCCGCCAACGUGGGCAACUGUAAUUGGUUCUGCGAGGGCUCCUUCAACGGCAAUGAGAAGGAGACCAUGCAGCAACUGAAUGACCGCCUGGCCUCCUAUAUAGAGAAGGUGAGGCAGCUGGAGAGAGAGAAUGCAGAGCUGGAAAGCCAGAUCCAGCAGAGGAACCAGCAGCAGGACCCCCUGGUGUGUCCUGCCUACCAGUCCUACUUCAGGACCAUCGAGGAGCUGCAGCAGAAGAUCCUGUGCAACAAAUCUGAGAACAGCAGGUUGGUGGUGCAGAUUGACAAUGCCAAGCUGGCUGCAGAUGACUUCAGGACCAAGUACGAGACAGAGCUGUCCCUGCGGCAGCUGGUGGAGUCAGACAUUAAUGGCCUACGCCGGAUCCUGGAUGAGCUGACCCUCUGCAAGUCUGACCUGGAGGCUCAGGUGGAGUCCCUCAAGGAGGAGCUGCUGUGUCUCAAGAGGAACCAUGAGGAGGAAGUCAACACUCUGCGCUGCCAGCUUGGAGACCGCCUCAACAUAGAGGUGGACGCUGCUCCCACUGUGGACCUGAACCGUGUGCUCAACGAGACCAGGUGUCAGUACGAGGCCCUGGUGGAAACCAACCGCCGGGAAGUGGAGGAAUGGUUCACCACACAGACUGAGGAGCUGAACAAGCAGGUGGUGUCCAGCUCUGAGCAGCUGCAGUCCUGCCAGGCAGAGAUCAUCGAGCUGAGACGCACGGUCAACGCCCUGGAGAUCGAGCUGCAGGCCCAGCACAACAUGAGAAACAGCCUGGAGAACACUCUGACUGAGAGUGAGGCUCGCUACAGCUCCCAGCUGGCCCAGGUGCAAUACAUGAUCACCAACGUGGAGUCCCAGCUUGGGGAGAUCCGUGCUGACCUGGAGCGUCAGAACCAAGAGUACCAGGUGCUGCUGGACAUCCGGGCCCGUCUGGAGUGUGAGAUCAACACGUACAGGAGCCUGCUGGAGGGCGAGGACUGCAAGCUACCCUGCAACCCCUGCGCCACAAGCAAUGCGUGCGGCAAGCCCAUUGGGCCCUGCGUCUCCAACCCCUGCACCCCCUGCCCGCCCCCUGCCCCUUGCACACCUUGUGUCCCCCGUCCCCGCUGUGGGCCAUGCAAUUCCUUUGUACGCUAGAACCUGGGAGGGGGGUGGCAAAGGAGCAAGGACACAGGGCUUAGCGCUCCAGAGCUCUGACCUGCUUUUAGUUCAUUCCACAAAAUAGGAAUAAAACCACAAACUGAAUGGCCAGAGGACGACAGACCCAGAAACUGUACCUUCAUCUACUGCACCCUUCGCCCGACCAUACCCUGCCUGCCUCUUCCUUCAGAAGCGCCUGACUCUUCCUUGGCUUUCCCAGAGGACUCUGAAGUACCAGUGUCCCUCCCUUGUAAUCUCCCAAUAAACAUUUUC
Molecule: messenger RNA, 1527 nt
Organism: Psammomys obesus (fat sand rat)
Lineage: Eukaryota; Metazoa; Chordata; Mammalia; Rodentia; Muridae
Product: keratin, type I cuticular Ha1
Exons: 7
Coding region: 1-1251 (416 amino acids)
Molecular function (GO): structural molecule activity
Source: RefSeq, a predicted model, not a curated record